This is a messenger RNA of Arvicola amphibius (Eurasian water vole), 429 nucleotides long. Its product is annotated as small proline-rich protein 2G-like. NCBI's taxonomy places the organism in Eukaryota, Metazoa, Chordata, Mammalia, Rodentia, Cricetidae. The record is from RefSeq and is a predicted model, not a curated record. The transcript is spliced from 2 exons. Gene Ontology annotation, cellular component: cornified envelope. Bases 1 to 429 code for a protein of 142 amino acids.
AUGUCUUACCAAGAGCAGCAGUGCAAGCAGCCCUGCCAGCCUCCUCCUGAGUGCCCACCCACAAAGUGCCCAGAGCCUUGUCCUCCCCCAAAGUGCCCUGAUCCUUGUCCUCCUCCAAAGUGCCCUGAGCCUUCUCCUCCUCCAAAGUGCCCUGAGCCAUACCCUUCUCAGCCAUGCCAACAGAAAUGCCCUCCUGUACAACCUCCUUCAUCCUGCCAGCAGAAGUGCCCACAGAAGAACAUAGACACUUCUGUCUUUGCUUCAAAGCCUGCCAUGGAUGCAGAAGCAUCAUCUCCAGCCUUCACCCUCCAUGUGACUGUGAUGACCCCUGAUAGGAAGAGCAUUCUCCUGAGAUUGUUCUGCUUCUGCUAUAAGGAGAGGCUGAGAAUGGUCCUUGCUCACUUGUUCAGUGUCCCAGAUGCUCAGUGA